GCCGCUGCCCGUCGCUGGCGUCCUCAACAUGGCGGCCCCGCAAGAUGUCCACGUCCGUAUCUGUAACCAAGAGAUUGUCAAAUUCGACCUGGAGGUGAAGGCGCUUAUCCAGGAUAUUCGAGAUUGUUCAGGACCAUUAAGUGCACUUACCGAACUGAAUACUAAAGUAAAAGAGAAGUUUCAGCAAUUGCGGCACAGAAUACAGGAGCUUGAGCAGUCAGCUAAAGAGCAAGACAAAGAGUCAGAGAAACAAGUUCUGCUCCAGGAAGUGGAGAAUCACAAAAAGCAGAUGCUCAGCAACCAGACCUCAUGGAGGAAGGCUAAUCUCACUUGCAAAAUUGCUAUCGACAAUCUAGAGAAAGCACAACUUCUCCAGGGAGGAGACCUCUUCAGGCAAAGGAAAACCACCAAAGAGAGCCUGGCCCAGACGUCCAGUGCCAUCACGGAGAGCCUCAUGGGGAUCAGCAGGAUGAUGUCCCAGCAGGUCCAGCAGAGCGAGGAAGCCAUGCAGACGCUAGCCAAUUCUUCCCGGACUAUCCUGGAUGCAAAUGAAGAGUUUAAGUCCAUGUCAGGGACCAUCCAGUUGGGACGGAAGCUUAUCACAAAAUAUAAUCGCCGAGAGCUGACGGACAAGCUUCUCAUUUUCCUUGCCCUGGCCCUUUUCCUUGCUACGGUCCUUUAUAUUGUAAAAAAGCGGCUCUUUCCAUUUUUGUAAGAUCUGGAAUUACCAGCUUUUGCCCGUUUAGCUCCAGUGUCAGGAUCUGUCCAUGCUCCUGAGCUCAACCCAGGCUGCCAAACCAGUGCACACCUUAUACACCUCUGCGGCUUGCUCAAGGUGCUCAGCAGGUGGUUUGCAGACCCGGCCCCCCGGCUUUCUGCAGGCAGCUGGCUGGCCUGUAGAAGGUGAGUAGAGCAAGAGGAGGCCUGUUACCAGGACACCUGCAGGACACAGGGACUCCAGGAGCCAUCACCCGGUGUGAGUGGCUGUCACAUGGGGCAUGCAGAGGCCAGCCUUCAGGAUUGGAUCCUCCUCACUCUACUUCUCCUGCUAUAGCCUUAAUGCCAGAUCUGGUAGAAGGAAGAGAGAAUUGGGGAGAAGAAGGAUAAGGAAAACUCAAGUCCAUUCCUUGAAUAAACUUGACUAUAUUUAAUAGAA
This is a messenger RNA of Neogale vison (American mink), 1156 nucleotides long. RefSeq names its product BCL2 interacting protein 1 (gene BNIP1). Gene Ontology annotation, cellular component: SNARE complex; endoplasmic reticulum. The record is from RefSeq and is a predicted model, not a curated record. Gene Ontology annotation, biological process: retrograde vesicle-mediated transport, Golgi to endoplasmic reticulum. NCBI's taxonomy places the organism in Eukaryota, Metazoa, Chordata, Mammalia, Carnivora, Mustelidae. The coding region runs from base 29 to 715 and encodes 228 amino acids. Gene Ontology annotation, molecular function: SNAP receptor activity. The transcript is spliced from 6 exons.